Molecule: messenger RNA, 543 nt
Organism: Thermothelomyces thermophilus ATCC 42464
Lineage: Eukaryota; Fungi; Ascomycota; Sordariomycetes; Sordariales; Chaetomiaceae
Exons: 4
Coding region: 1-543 (180 amino acids)
Biological process (GO): translation
Cellular component (GO): cytosolic large ribosomal subunit; ribosome
Molecular function (GO): structural constituent of ribosome
Source: RefSeq, a predicted model, not a curated record
AUGACGCGGACUUGGUUUGGAAGUCGUCUUCAGGAAUACCAGGUGAUUGGGCGCCACUUGCCCACGGAGGCCAACCCCAACCCCAGCCUCUACCGCAUGCGCAUUUUCGCGCCGAACGAGGUCGUUGCCAAGUCCCGCUUCUGGUACUUCCUUCGUGGUCUUCGCAAGGUCAAGAAGGCCACUGGUGAGAUCGUCAGCGUCAAUGUGAUCUCCGAGAAGCACCCCCUGAAGGUCAAGAACUUUGGCAUCUGGAUCCGCUACGACUCGCGGUCCGGCACCCACAACAUGUACAAGGAGUACCGUGAGACCUCGAGGACCGCUGCCGUCGAGGCUCUCUAUGCCGACAUGGCCGCCCGCCACCGUGCCCGCUUCAGGUCGAUCCACAUUCUCCGCGUUGUCGAGCUUGAGAAGACCGAGGACAUCAGGCGCCCCUACAUCAAGCAGCUCGUUGCCAAGAACCUCUCUUUCCCUCUGCCGCACCGCGUCCCCAAGAUCAACAACAAGAAGCUCUUCAGCGCGAAGCGCCCGUCCACUUUUGCUUGA